CCCAUCUUCAGUCACUACGUGAUCGUCGCGAUGUCCAACGGCACAAAUUGUUCCUAUUUGUGAAUUUGUCUCCGUCUGUGUCCUCGGGAAGUUGAGCACGCUCGCCACACCAACCUUUUUCUUCUUCUUCUUCACCUCCACCAAACACCAUCGACCAAAGGCGUCUAUCGCGUCGCCAUCCAUCGUCUCCUUCAGAUCUUCUCCUGCCUCGUCGAAAUUCAUUUAAAAUCUCUCUUUCUAGGUAUUGUUUUCAUCCGUUUCAGAGAUCGGCCUUCUUUCUAGCUCCUUUUUGUAUCCGUUCUUGCAUUGAGAUUUGUUUCUAGUCGCUCGACAACUGAUUGCAGCUGAGGUUGUGCGAGGUGCAGAGCUGAGAAGAAGAAACAACUAUGGCGGCGAUUGUGAAGCAAAUCUUUUCCCGCAGAUGCGCUGAUUCAUCGAGGAUCCGGGCUCAAUCCCUCCUUUACGCAUCCAGGAGAUGCUCUUCUGCUGCAAAAGAGAUGACAGUGCGAGAUGCUUUGAAUUCGGCACUUGAUGAAGAAAUGUCUGCGGAUCCUAAAGUAUUUUUGAUGGGUGAAGAGGUUGGUGAAUAUCAGGGAGCGUACAAGAUUUCGAAAGGUCUUCUCGAGAAGUAUGGUUCUGAAAGGGUUCUUGAUACUCCAAUUACAGAGGCUGGAUUUACUGGGAUUGGUGUUGGUGCUGCUUACCAUGGUCUGAAGCCGGUUAUAGAAUUUAUGACGUUUAACUUCUCCAUGCAGGCAAUUGACCACAUUAUUAAUUCUGCUGCGAAGUCAAACUACAUGUCUGCUGGUCAGAUAUCUGUGCCUAUAGUUUUCAGAGGACCAAAUGGUGCUGCUGCAGGAGUUGGUGCCCAACAUUCCCAGUGUUAUGCAGCAUGGUAUGCUUCAUGUCCGGGAUUGAAGGUUCUGGCACCAUACUCAUCGGAAGAUGCUCGAGGCUUGCUAAAAGCUGCUAUAAGGGACCCAGAUCCAGUUGUUUUCCUUGAAAAUGAGUUGAUGUAUGGUGAGUCCUUCCCUGUUUCAGCAGAAGUUCUGGAUUCUAGUUUCUGUCUUCCAAUUGGUAAAGCUAAGAUAGAACGUGAAGGAAAAGAUGUUACAAUUACUGCUUUCUCAAAGAUGGUUGGUUAUGCUCUUAAGGCUGCUGAAAUUCUUGCAAAGGAAGGAAUCGGUGCUGAGGUUAUAAAUCUCCGCUCAAUUCGCCCACUUGAUAGAUCCACAAUCCACGCUUCUGUCAGGAAGACCAAUAGACUUGUGACUGUGGAAGAAGGAUUUCCUCAGCACGGUGUUGGCGCUGAGAUUUGUGCAUCUGUUGUCGAGGAGAGUUUCGAGUAUCUUGAUGCACCUGUGGAGAGGAUUGCAGGGGCAGAUGUUCCCAUGCCUUACGCUGCAAAUCUUGAGAGGAUGGCCGUUCCACAGAUCGAAGAUAUAGUCCGAGCAGCAAAGAGAGCGUGUUACAGAUCAGUUCCAAUGGCGGCAGCAGCUUGAAAUUUCAGGGAAUAAUCUUGCUGGUCUCCCAUUAAUUGUAUUUUUGUCCGAGUUAUUCUUUGUCCACAUUUUUGUGUUGUACGCAGUUGACGUUAACCUGAGAAGGCGAUAGUCUGGCACAUCCACGUUCCUUGAGAAACAUCCAGCAGAAUAAGGAAUGAGAAGAUUGAAGGAUUGUUAACAUCUCUCUCCACCAUUCAGACAAAAUUGAAAAUGAUUUUGUAAGCUGACAGAAUAGACAACACGAAGGUUGAUUGAAUGAGGCUAUUCUUUUCUUAACUGUUCUUUCCUUUAUUUUUUUCCCCCCCUCUCUUUGGUAUAAUGAUCCUUUCAUUAUAAGAUUGGCUGCGCGUGGAGUUGGUUUGGUCGAUAAA
Molecule: messenger RNA, 1876 nt
Organism: Diospyros lotus (date-plum)
Lineage: Eukaryota; Viridiplantae; Streptophyta; Magnoliopsida; Ericales; Ebenaceae
Product: pyruvate dehydrogenase E1 component subunit beta-1, mitochondrial-like
Exons: 14
Coding region: 387-1502 (371 amino acids)
Biological process (GO): pyruvate decarboxylation to acetyl-CoA
Molecular function (GO): pyruvate dehydrogenase (acetyl-transferring) activity
Source: RefSeq, a predicted model, not a curated record